AUGGCCGACGUCCGCUCCCUCCUCCGCCAACAGCGCGCGGCCCGGCGCAUAGACCACCCCAACGCCGCCUACACCGACUCGGGCAAGCUUCUCUGCACCCUCUGCCGCGAGAACGUCAAGGCCGAGGGCCUCUGGGAGGGCCACCUGGCGGGCGAGGGUCACAGGAAGCGAGCUGCUGCUCAGCGGCAACAACAACAACAACAGCAGCAGCAGGGACCACACGCGGACGACGGAGACGACGGCGACGGUAAGCUGCAGGAGCAAGCCGCAGCUCAGACGCAUCCGCCGUCGCAGAAGAGGAAAUUGGACGCCGCUCUCGCCGACGACGGCGACGACGACGGCGACAUGGUGAUGGACGACGCCGUGCGGAGGAAACGCAGCAGGCCAGACAUCUCCGCCCUCGGAAGCAUUAGUGAAGACGGACACGACCUGGCAACGGCAGUGACGCCCGUGGGGCGCAAGGGCAGCAGCGGUAGCAGCGGCGGCGUCAAGGACGCCAACCUCACGCCGCCCACGCUCGCCCGUCGCCUGUCCACGACGCCCUCGCAAGGCGUCGAGCUGCAGAUUCCCUCCCGGCCGGCCACGCCCUCGCGCCGCGACGGCUCCGGCUCCAUCUCGACGCCGGGCUCCAACGGCGGACUCUCCUCCGUCGCGGCAUCGCAGCCUGCCGCCACUGGGACGUCCCUCCCCUCGCGGCGCGCGAGCGGCCUCGCCGCGACGCUCGACUUCUCCACUGCCGCAACCGACGCAGACCUCCCGAGCUCCACGGCACCUCAAGUUGACGAAUCCGAGUGGGCCGCCUUCGAGGCCGACAUCGCCGCCGCCGAGGAACAGCAACCGCCCGCCUCCGCGUCCUACUCCGCCGACGCCGUCAUCUCCGCGCCCGCCAUGACCGCCGAGGAAUCCGCCGCAGCCGCCGCAGCCGCAGCCGCCGCCGCAGAAGGGGAAGGCGAAGGCUCCCGCAGGACAAAGGCGGACCGCGACAUCGAAGACGAGCGCGAGGAGGCGACGCGCGCCAUGGAGGACGAGUUCGAGGAGAUGCAGGAGCUCGAGCAGCGCGUCCGCCGGCUCAAGGAGCGGAGGGACGCGCUUCUGCGCAAGCGGAGCGAGAGCCAGGGCCAGGAAGCCGCCGUCGCCGCCGCCGCUGCCACGGCGUCAGUUUCCAAGGGCAAGUCGGGCAAGGAGAACCUCCAGGGAUCGGCCGUGGUCGAAGACGACGAGGAUGAAGAAGAGGAGGAUGACGAGGACGAUGACUGGGACGGCUUCCGGUUCCGCACGUCGUAG
Molecule: messenger RNA, 1284 nt
Organism: Purpureocillium lilacinum
Lineage: Eukaryota; Fungi; Ascomycota; Sordariomycetes; Hypocreales; Ophiocordycipitaceae
Biological process (GO): mitotic DNA replication checkpoint signaling; nuclear DNA replication; mitotic DNA damage checkpoint signaling
Cellular component (GO): nucleus; spliceosomal complex
Molecular function (GO): zinc ion binding; nucleic acid binding
Source: RefSeq, a predicted model, not a curated record